CUUGGAUCCUAAUGAUUCUGCGCUGCGAAAGCUUUUGCGUAUUUUAAUGAAAGCGCAAGCUUAUUUGCCGUCAGACCGUCAGGGGUCGACGUGAAUCAGUUAAAUGUAGAAAAAUAAAUUAUCGUGCAGUGGGGUGGUAUUUAAUUUUCGUUUCUAGUGUCUGCAUUCACUGAAUUAACAUCUUAACCAAGAAACAAUGGUUCUUAAAGUGGACAGUGACUCCCGUGGAGGUUCAAAACUAACCCUGGAUUCCGGUGUGUCAAGUGAAACAGACGAGAGCGAAGCCAAUCUUCGCGAAGCUUACAAACAUUUAAUGAGCUCAACGAAAGCCAGUCCACUUUCAAUAGACAAACCCAUUGUGGCCCUACAACUUUUUUCCACAGCUAUUAAAUUACACAACAUGCAAUUAGCUGAACAAUGUAUAGAAAACCUGAACAAUCUUCUAGAUAAAACUAAUGUAUUACUUAUUUUACGAUAUAUUUCCACGUGUAUAAAUGAAUCUUCAAAUCCUAACGACAUUGAACCAUCAGCUCCACCUUUGGUAGAAGACGAAUCUAAAUGUAAGGACGAAUGGGUUCAUCACCUCAUAGAUGAUAAUUUACGAAAUAACUGUUUUUCGGUGAUUGAUAGAAAUGCUGAAUAUGUUCUUAAACAAAAAGAGGUACUAGAAUUGGAUUACUGUGAUAUACUUAGUAUAACCACGAGAGAUACUUUAGAAAUUUCCAGCGAAAUAUUAGUAUAUAGCGCUAUUAUGAGAUGGUGCAUAGAAGAAUGCAAAAGAAGGACUUUAGAAACUCAAAAAUUUAAUUUGAAAGCUGUAUUGAGAGAUCUCGUAUACGCACCAAGGUACGGUCUUAUGACCAAAAAAGAGUUUCUAUGUCGCACAAUAGAUGGAGUCAAAGGCCCUGAUAGAAGCGGAAUUUUAGAUGAAUACGAAACCGAAAAAAUAUUAGAAUAUAUAAAAAAGAAAGGAGGAAGUCGCCUGCCAUAUAAAGGAGGGGAACCUAGAAAAUUUAUUUACGAUAACAAUAAUUUUCAAAAAUCGAAUAAAAAUAGCUGUUGUUCUAAAAAAUCUUCUUGUGACAAGUUCAUUAUAAACUUCCUCACCUGUUGGACAGCGGUAUUCGAUUGAAAAUGUAUUGCAUUUAAUAAAAUUUGAAGCAACUUUCAUACAGUCGAUAAAACUGUAAUCUUCGCAGAUGCUGAAUAGAAGAAAUUUGACUCUAUGCUAUGAAGAUGUCAAAGCAGCAAGCUCAAAGUUAUAUGUAAAAUCCACCUUUAAUAGCUGAAAUAUUUACCUAUGGUGCUUUUAAUACUUUUUCAUGCAUUUUUCUAUAUUUGCACUAAAUUAGAAAACAGACGGGAUCGAGUUUGUAUUUAUAAUGCAAUAAAAAAGGUCUCAAUUAUGAAUGAAUGUAAUUUUUCAAAAGAUCUCAGGAUGCAUUUGAAACUACAAAAAAGAUUUCACUGGAAAAUUAUAGAUUAUAUGGUCCUAACAUGAGCCGAAUCAGAUCUAUCACUAAUUUUAAAUCAAUUAGAUACUAUUCUAGAUAAAGUGAAAAAAAUUUAGAGCUGUCGUAACAAUAUAAGUCGAUAAGACAUGAAAUUAAUCAAUAAAUAUUAGUCAAAACAAGUCUGUAUUGAAAUUAAAAUUAUUAGAAACGAUUAGGAACCUAAAAUGAUGUUAUUUCUGCGAAUAUUUAUUUUCAAUGUACUGGGUGUAUAAAAACUCGCUCUGCUUAAAAAAAAUAACUAAUUUCCUCCCAAUUUUGGAUUAUUUGUAAAUAAUUAAAAUAGGUACCUCCAAUGCAAUGAUUUUUAGUAUGAUUUGUGAAGGCUAAUAAAUGUAUUAGACUAAAAAAAAUGUUUUCUACAUCUUUAAUACAUUUUA
Messenger RNA from Psylliodes chrysocephalus, 1891 nucleotides. The record is from the annotation of a GenBank genome assembly. Lineage: Eukaryota; Metazoa; Arthropoda; Insecta; Coleoptera; Chrysomelidae.